This is a messenger RNA of Suncus etruscus (white-toothed pygmy shrew), 2836 nucleotides long. RefSeq names its product DENN domain containing 2C (gene DENND2C). Lineage: Eukaryota; Metazoa; Chordata; Mammalia; Eulipotyphla; Soricidae. Bases 1 to 2784 code for a protein of 927 amino acids. The transcript is spliced from 18 exons. The record is from RefSeq and is a predicted model, not a curated record.
AUGCACCCAACGGGGAACAUGGAUGUUGGUUUUUCCCGGUCUGCUGUCCAGACACUAUCUAGGAGCCACUGCAAAAAUAUUAAACAAAAAAUUUCUCAGUGGGAAGGAAGAACUAAUGGCUUAUCUGCGACGGACAAGUGUCACCCCAAGGAUUUUGGGGUGAGGUACAACCACUGUCGUCAAGAGAUUAAGAAGAAUCCUAUUGCUGAGGGAAGGAGCAAAAAAAUAGCUAUAAGCAACUCUCAGAAUGAAGAUGCCAAAAGUCGUGAUCAAAGUGAAGAUGAGAGCGAGAAGCAGGCAUCUGGGGGGGCAAAUAUCUUUAAAAAUGAGUCGGAUUCCACUUGGGUUUGUUCGCGGGUCAAACAGAUUGAGGGCUGGAAUGAAGUUGUUUUGGAUCCAGAAACUUCCUUACCUCCAGGAAACUUCUAUACCUCCCAAAUAUUGUGGAAGAAAAUAGAAGCUCUUUCUCCUGACAAAGUCUGCAGAUUAGCUCUAGAGCCCUGUGACUCUUCAGAUAAAGGCCUGGAUUUCAGAGUUCUCAAUGGUUCAUCUGGAAUAACCAAGAGUUUGGAAAAUAUUUACUCGGAACCUGAAGGGCAGGAAUGUGGCCUUUCUAUAAAUCCUCUACCCAAACCUCGGAGAACAUUCAGAUAUUUGUCUGAGUCUAGUGUUAUGCCUCAUAAAGAAAGACACUGUGACAGGAAAUACUGUGAAAAUAAUUCUUGUGCAGAGGCGCCUUUGGCCUCUUCUCAGGAACCUGUACCAAAGAAGUAUGGUGGGAAAAUUAGGGGACGCUCUAAAAGGAAAUCCUUUGAAUUUGAGGAUAUUCAGCACUUUCGAAGUCGGAACACACAGAAGAUUCAUGAAGAGCUUGGGAGAAAUUCUGGGUCGGCACUUUAUUACACACACUCUGAGGACAAUAUCUAUGAGGAUAUCAUUUAUCCCAAUAAAGAAAAUCCAUAUGAAGAUAUUCCAUUGCAGCCUUUUCCCAUGUGGAGAUCUCCUUCAGCAUGGAAACUCCCACCCCCUAAGACUACUUUCAAAACACCUAAGCUUCCUCCCAAGCCCCAAUUUCUUUACCGGAAGACUAUGGAGUUGAAGAACACGCAAGCAUAUUUACGCUCCAAGUUCUCGAAGGAUACCACUCUGCCUGUGACUUUGACUGAAUGGAAGCAUUUCCGAGCUGGAGAAAUCACAUGUAGAAAAAAGAAAAAUGUUCCAAGGUUUGUAUUGAAAAUAGAAGACAUAUUUGAAUCUAAAAGAGGGAAGAAAAGGAUAAAGUUACACCCUUACAAUGGAAAAGAAGUACCACCUUCAAAAGGCGAAACCAGUGGGAACGAAAGUGAUGGCGAGUACCUGCCCAAGAAUCGUCACAAGCGCUUGGCACAACUACAGCAGUCUUGCAAGAGGAACCCUCACUACCAGACCUUAGAGCGGGACCUCAUUGAAUUACAGGAACAACAGUUGUUCGAACUGUUUGUGGUGGUGUCUCUGCAGAAGGAUUCAUCAGACAUAAGCUUCAGUCCUCAGGUGAUCCAGCAGUUCCCUAGCAAGGGUGACCAUGGCUUUAAGCAAUCCAAAGACACUGAAGAGAGACUCAAAGUUAUUCCUAAAUUUUGUUUUCCUGAUUCAAAGGACUGGGUGCCAACUUUCGAACUCAAGAGUGAAACCUUCUCCUUCGUCUUAACUGGAGAAGAUGGGAGCCGAUGGUUUGGUUACUGUAAGAAACUCUUGCCAGAAGGCAGAGGAAAGCGACUGCCAGAGGUUUACUGUAUGGUCAGUCGCCUCGGCUGCUUCAACCUGUUCUCAAAGAUUCUGGAUGAAGUCGAGAAGAGAAGAGAAAUGUCUCCGGCCCUCGUGUGCCCAUUCAUGCGAAGUGUCAUGGAGGCUCCUUUUCCAGCUCCUGGACGUACCAUCACAGUUAAGAGCUACCUCCCUGGGGCUGGAGAUGGCUCAAUUGAACUCUGCCGACCUCUGGACUCCCGACUGGAACACGUUGACUUUGAGUGUCUCUUUAAGUGCCUGAGUGUGUGUCAUCUCGUCCGAGUCUGUGCCUCUCUCCUUUUGGAGCGGAGGGUGAUCUUUGUUGCCAACAGUUUAAGCACCCUGUCAAAAUGUGGCCAUGCUGUCGUCGCCACACUAUAUCCGUUCACGUGGCAACACACUUACAUCCCAGUCCUGCCAGCAUCCAUGAUUGACAUUGUCUGCUCUCCUACACCUUUCCUGAUCGGGAUCCUGUCUUGCUCCUUACCACAGCUCCAAGACCUGCCCAUCGAAGAGGUGCUGAUCGUGGAUCUCUGUGCAGACAGGUUUUUACAAGAGGUAUCUGACGAAGAUGAAAUUCUGCCGCCCAAACUCCAAGCUGCCCUCACGCAGAUUUUGGAUGAACGAAAUGAAAUCUUAGCCCAGGAGCCGAAUUUUUCACAAGAUGUGACUCUCAACUCGCUGGUGUCCGAAGCCUUUGUCAGGUUUUUUGUGGAGCUGGUGGGACAUUACUCCUUACACAUGAUUGUCACCGAGCGUGGGGAUCGAGUAUUCCAAAGGGAGCCCUUCCGAAAAUCCCACACCUCCCGCAGCGUUCGCCACUUCCUAGACCUCUUCAUGGAAACCCAGAUGUUUGCAGGAUUCAUCCAGGACCGAGAGCUUCGGAAAAGUGGGGUGAAAGGUUUGUUUGAGGUCCGGGCACUCCAGUAUUUGGAAACAAUUCCUGAAUCUGAACCCAGUGGGGUAAAUAAAAUUUUGCGGAGUCUUGGAAGUAAAAUGAAAUUUCUGCAGAAGAAAUGAGUUGACUGUCUCCAUCCUAAAACAGAAAGUGCCAAAGGAAGCCUUAUUUUUU